Messenger RNA from Thyridium curvatum, 1347 nucleotides. RefSeq lists its product as uncharacterized. The coding region runs from base 1 to 1347 and encodes 448 amino acids. NCBI's taxonomy places the organism in Eukaryota, Fungi, Ascomycota, Sordariomycetes, Thyridiales, Thyridiaceae. Gene Ontology annotation, molecular function: monooxygenase activity; heme binding; iron ion binding. The transcript has 2 exons. The record is from RefSeq and is a predicted model, not a curated record.
AUGAGAGCAAUCAGUGGACUACCGGCCAUAUGGACGACGAUCUCAGGCAAAGACCACGAGGUUAUACCCGCCUUGCACAAGAAGUACGGCCCCAUUGUCCGCCUGGGACCGAAUGAACUAUCGUUCGCGGGAGGUGCCAAGGCAUGGGCAGACAUACAUGGUCCUAGAAAAGGACCCUUGCCUCACAAAGAUCCGGUUUUCUACCCGAGCAGCAUCAACGGCGCCCAGAGUCUGAUGACAGCGGGAGAUGAGGAGCAUAGCAGACAGCGGAAGAUCAUGUCGCAUGCCUUCAGCGAGCGGAUCUUGAGGGAGCAGGAGCCCCUACUCAAGUCGUGGGCCGCGAAGAUGAAGACCAAAAUGGCCGAGCGCACUGCUACUGGCCAGGGGAUCAACAUGGUCAAGUUCUACAAUUGCACUACCUUUGACAUCAUGGCCGAUCUUCUCUUCCUCCAGGGGCUCAAUUUGUUGGAAGAUGAGGAGUACUCUCCCUGGAUCAAGACCCUCUUCAACAGCCUCAAGACCGCGACCAUGGUCCUCGGAUUCCGACGGUACAGCUCUUGGGUCAACCAAUUCAUUGAGUACUAUGUCAAGAACAACGAACAGGCGCGCAAGGCGGAGAGUGAGCACUUUCGCUACGCCGCCGAGCGAAUCGACGCUCGCUGGAACCGGUCAGCCAACCGUCCUGACCCCUGGGCCGCAUUCUUGGGCGGCCUUACCCGUGAAGAGCAGCAUGUCACCGCGUCCGCUCUCAUGGUGGCUGGGACGGAAACGACAGCUACUGCCUUGAGCGGACUCACGUACCAUCUCUUGCAAAAUCCCGCAGUCGCAGAAAAGCUCAAGGAGGAAAUCCGAUCAAGUUUUCGAUGCUAUGACGACAUCAAUUUCGACAGCUUAGCCAGGCUGAAGUACAUGGAUGCGUGCCUCAAGGAAGCGCUUCGCAUCUAUCCUCCGGUUCCGUCCGGACUCCCGCGUGUGACCCCACCCGGCGGCUUGGUGAUCUGCGACCAUUAUAUUCCAGGAGGUACCAUCGUGGGGGUGCACCACAUGGCGACGUAUCGCUCGCCAGAUCACUUCAGACACCCUGAAAACUUUGCCCCGGAGCGGUGGCUGGGCGAUCCCGAGUACGCUCGCGACCACCGCGAUGCAUUAGAGCCAUUUCAGACCGGCCAGCGAAACUGUCUUGGUCAGAACUUCGCGUGGCACGAAAUGCGCCUGCUACUUGCAACGGUACUUUUGCAUUUUGACCUUAGCCCAGGGCCGGGAUCAGAGAGCUGGAUCGACCAGAAGGUAUACAUUCUUUGGGAGAAAAAACCCUUGUUGAUCUGCCUCAAGGAGGUCAAGGCAUAG